CAUCAUUCAAGUUUUGUCAUUCAACUUCUUGUUGUCAUUGAAUGCACACUGGAAAAGGCUUUUCUGCUUUACUUCUAGGUGAAACCCUAAGAAGUGAAGGCAAAGGAGCUCUGGGAACACAAUGUCUUCGAGCUUGAAAGACGAGUGGGAGAAAAUCGUGGUUGAACAGCUCGGCAGGCCGCAUUUGAAGGAUUUUGCCCAACUCAAAACCGAUUUGGAAAGAUUCAAGUUCUGUAGGACUCUUUUAAGGCAUGAUUUUGAAGCGCAAGAGUUGAUUCAAAAUGUGCACAGAGUGGUGAACAAGAAACGCAAUCAAACUGGGAAGUCGUUGGAGAAAGCUCAGAAUUUCCUGAGUGCAGCUGAGGGGUGUAUCAAUAAUAAACAGUUUAGAAAAGCUGUAUAUCUAUACUCCAAGGGAAUACAAUACUUUCCACAUCAGAGAUGUACUUCCAUACCCACCUCUGCCCUUGAGGUMAACGGACAGACCUCUGCUGAUACCAGUGAACUGACACUUGCUUCAGUAUUGACUCGUCGAGCUGAGGCAUUGUUCAUGGUUGGUGAAUAUGAAGCUUGUUUGACUGACAUCCAAGAAGCUUCAUCCCAUCAGUAUAACUACACAAUUAGUGACAAACUGAUUAAAAUGCAGAAAGCGUGUUUAAGAAAACAAGACAGAAUAGCCAAAGCAAGCACAGGUUCAAGUAAUGCAUCAAGAGUACCUGAUCUAGCUGGUGGCUACCAUCAUGCUAUAGCUAAUGGUUCMAGACUGAUUGAGAUCAACUAUGAUCCAAAACAAGGCAGAUAUCUCCAGGCUUCAGAAGAAAUUCGUGCUGGAGAUGCACUUAUAGCUGAGAAACCUUUUACUGCUGUACUGCUACCAGAGAACAGAGAAACCCAUUGCCAUAACUGCUUUAAAACUCUUGUUGCACCAUAUGCGUGCAGGAAGUGCUGCUCUGUGUUGUACUGUUCGCCRUCAUGUUGCAAGAAGGCCUGGGUUGACUAUCACUCGAUUGAAUGCUCUCUUCUUCCAGUUCUUGAUAUCAUGGAUACUUUUACACACUUGUCUCUCCGAGUACUACUGACCGCUGGGCCAAAUGAAAUACUGGGUAUUCUCAAAGACUUUGCUGCAGCUUCAAAGAACAAAGAAACACCAAUAGAGUCUAUAGUGACUGAMAGCUCRUCAAAUGCCUCGUACCCUACUGGYUACAUCUCUGUAUUUUCUUUGGUCACUAACACUGAGCUUCAACCAGUCAAAGCGCUCAUGACAUAUUCAUUGAAUGCUGCAUUUCUGAUGGAGUUUCUUGAAGACUCUGCAAUGCUGACCAAAGCCCAAAGACUUCGCUGUCAGGGYAGUGAUAUAAACUUUAACACAGGGCAAACUGAACUUGAUUCUGACGAUGACAGUGAAAUCUCUUGCGACUCUUGUCCAAGUUGUGAACAAGAAAGAACAAUUUCAAAUAAAAGAACUCGCUCUGAAGCCACCAGUGAACUGAAGUGCACGAAAAUGCCUCUGGACAAUUCACUGAAAUGCAGCARGAUAUUAAAUUCAUUGGGACUAUCAAAUGAGGAUUUGUUGAAUACUUUAACUGAGGAAAUAGUUGGUUCRCUGCUGUUACACCACCAACAGCAAAUGCCAUGUAACGUACAUGCUAUAACAGCAAUAGUUUCAACAAGCUCUAGUGAUGAAGAGAACGAUGAUGAACUUACUGGUUUGGCAUCACCUGGACAAGUUAUUACCAGGGAACAAAGACGAAUUGCUUCUGCAAUYUACCCUACAGGCUCACUAAUGAAUCAUGCGUGUGACCCUGACAUAAUUGUAAGUUUCGUUAAUGAUGUUCUGGUGGUAAGAGCUACUCAUAAUAUCUCUCCAGGAUCACCUAUCAACCACUGCUAUGGUCCUAAUGCCAGUAGGAUGCCCAGAGAGGAGAGGCAAAAGGUCUUGUUCAAGCAGUAUUUCUUUACCUGUCAGUGYUCMGCKUGUACAAGGGAUGAAGAGAUGGAAAAUCGUCUUCUUUGUUUCUCUGCCUUUGCUUGUCAAAGCUGCAAAGGACCCAUUAAACAAAACAUCAUGGACAUGUCAGUCGGAAGAUGCAAAGACUGUAAUCUUGAAAAAUCCCUGGAAAAUGAUCUGCGUCUUGCUCGAGAAGCAGAGUUGUUAUUCUGCAAAGGGAUCAGACUGCUUGAGAGGGUUGGAGUCCAUGAAGCUUUACAGGUGUUCUUAGAGUGCUUACGGAUAAGACGACAGAUCUUGUACCAGUACAACAAAGACUUGGCGGAAACUCAUGACGCAGCUGCUAGAUGUUACGCCAUGAUUGGUGAUUACAAGAAGGCCACCCAUCACUGUUUACAAAGCUCUGAAGCAGUUGAAAAAGCCUACGGGUCGUCGAGCGUUGAAUACGGACAUGAACUUCAUAAGCUUUCUCAAUUGAUGUUUAACGACCAGCAAGUCAAGAAAGCCCUGGUUAUGGUCGAUAAAGCCAUUAACCUGCUCGGGACACAUUAUGGUCGUUGCCAUCCCGAUGUAGAAGAGCUUGAUGAAAUGAGGAAAUGCUUGGUUUCUGUGAAYGGAGGAAGUCGYUGAAUCUUCAUGGAUAGUUGAUUGUUACUUACCAUCGAUAUGGUCAAUCGGUACUGUAGUAUCCUCUACCUAACAAACUGGCUUGGACCAUGGCUAUCCCAUAAUGCUUUGCUCUUGUACUACCAGAAUCCUUUGUGGGAAUUGUGUGGACUUGAUGUGAUAAAUAACUUAUUAAGCUGAAUUAGAYCAUCGUAUGCAACCUGGCCCAGUCUUUAAAACAUAGCUGCGAGAUUCAWAGUAAUUGUUUAUUAGCUCUACCAUAGUUGUAGCCCUGUUUAAAUAUGACUUAGGCAUGUUGCAUGCGAUGUGAUAGUUGAUGGUUGUAGGAAAACGUUUUUCCGUCUAAUUCGGCUUUUAGACAGGUCUUUGUAGUCUUUUUAGUGAAAUAUAGUUUAACUUGAAACUACGAAAAGAAAUUCUGGAAAUAUUUGGGCAGACAAGUAUUGGCGAAACACAGUUAAAUAAAACAAAACAACAAAAAACAAAACCCAAGCGUAGUCGAAGGCUGCGUUUAAGUUUAUAACAUAAACAUAGUAAAAGUAAAAAUAUAUUAUAGAUGUAGACUAUAUAUGCAGUAUCAAAGAUACUUAGAAAAAGAAGAUGUACCUAUUUAUAAAAUUAAUUUCUACUCAGACAUUACAACCCCCUUGAGUUAUAUCAUUUAAUUAUUCAUACUGAGGUCAGGGAGUUGGCAAACCAUCAUUUAGAUGCCAGAUUUUUUUUUCUUGUGUUUUUCUGGCUAUUUUUAUUUUUGAUAAAAUUCAAUUUAGUUAGGAUGUUUGUUUUUUUUCGCUAGUCAGGUAGAUAAUUGUAGACCUGAUGGUGAUUUUUUUUAAUGCUCACAUUGAGCAGGAGUGAAAUAAUAAAAAAAGAUGAAUCAGAGAMAGUGUUUACAAAUAAAGAGUUACAAUAACAA
Exaiptasia diaphana is the source of this 3491-nucleotide messenger RNA. Its product is annotated as SET and MYND domain-containing protein 4. NCBI's taxonomy places the organism in Eukaryota, Metazoa, Cnidaria, Anthozoa, Actiniaria, Aiptasiidae. The record is from RefSeq and is a predicted model, not a curated record. Gene Ontology annotation, molecular function: protein binding. The transcript has 14 exons. Bases 122 to 2578 code for a protein of 818 amino acids.